AUGGAGCCGGACCAAAAUUCAGACUCCAACAGCGAAAUUAUUCAGAACGUUGUUCCUUCUCCGCCGUCGUCAACCUCCGAUGAAGCUGAGAGGAAGAGGAAGAGGCGCGUGAUUCACUUGAUGCCUCGGAAGAGGGCGAGGUGGAGGAAGAUGGUGCACGUAGAAAAUCUCAGAUGUGAGGUUGAGAGCCUGAGAUCGGAGAAUAACAAGCUUCAUCGGAUCCUUAAACUCAACUUCGAAUCCCAUCUUAGGGUUCUUGAGGACAACUCUAAGCUCCGGAUAGGACCUAUGGAGAUGAUCAAGACUAGAAGGCUGAUUUCUACUAGGACUAAAUCAACAACGAUGGGGACAGAACAACUAACUUUAAUCAAGACUGGACUGUCAACGACAACUGAGACUGGAUAG
Molecule: messenger RNA, 405 nt
Organism: Prosopis cineraria
Lineage: Eukaryota; Viridiplantae; Streptophyta; Magnoliopsida; Fabales; Fabaceae
Exons: 2
Coding region: 1-405 (134 amino acids)
Source: RefSeq, a predicted model, not a curated record